Manihot esculenta (cassava) is the source of this 6031-nucleotide messenger RNA. RefSeq lists its product as uncharacterized. Gene Ontology annotation, biological process: tRNA methylation. Lineage: Eukaryota; Viridiplantae; Streptophyta; Magnoliopsida; Malpighiales; Euphorbiaceae. Gene Ontology annotation, molecular function: RNA binding; tRNA (guanine) methyltransferase activity. The record is from RefSeq and is a predicted model, not a curated record. The coding region runs from base 164 to 5782 and encodes 1872 amino acids. The transcript has 34 exons.
CAAUCUACAAAUCAAUUGGCAAGUGGAGUUUAACGGGGCCCAUCGAUUCAGGGAAGUGAAAAACCCUAGGGGUUUAUCACAGAAGUUUGAAUCAAACGUCUUUUAUUCUUGCAUUGAAGGGGAGGGAACGACGAUCUGCCAUUCUAUCGUCAUUUCAGUGGAGAUGAGUGCAAUUGAGAGCAGUUCAAUGGACUCUUUAAUCUCUUCUCUGUCAAACAGCUUCAAACAAGUCCCUUUGGCUGCUAUCCCUGCAAUGCUUGAUUGCAUUUUAACGUCCACAGGCAUUUCUCCUUCUUCCCUUUACGCUUCGCUUCUUGAUUCGUUCCCUAACCUCAGCAAGGAUCUUAUCAAGGAGGAUUCUGGUCAAUAUGACUAUCUUUUGUCAAUGCUGGGAGCACUUUGUCAUCUUCUGAAGAAGCUCAGGAUUAAUCCUAAUAUCGUUCAUUCAUUUAUCUGGAAAUGUUUUAUUCCAUUAAUGAAGAUGGUUCAUGCAUUUGAACGUGAGAUGCUUAACCAGAUUGCAGACUCAUUCUUUGAUGUUGUGAACUCGACUAAUUGCUGGGGUGUUUUAGAAGCAACUUUAGUGCCUUUUUUUCUGAGAUCAGCAGGCAUUUCUAUGGGCAUGGUUCAAAAUGAAGAAUCAGAUAUCUUUGAAUGGGAUCAGGAUUCAGUUUUGCAGGGUUUAAAUGGAAUGACAGAUGAUUUGCAUCUGGAUAAAGAGUCCUUGCUGUCUCUAUCUGAGCCUUUUCCACUGUCCACAUCAUGCCAUGUUUUAACCUUAAUACUGGAUUCUGCUCUACGAAGUUUCCAGGCUGCUACAAGUGCAGAAUUAGUGUUGGAAAAUGGGUCUGGUAAUGCAGAAAAGCUGUUCAUUAAAUUACUUUGGGAUUUAAGUUAUAUGACUGGGCGAAUGUUUUCACAAAGUUUGGAACACCGGUCCUGUGCAAUUAGCUUUCUUCUUCCUAUCCUUUUCAAAGUUUUUGCUUCUCAUCCCUUUUUGGAAAUCUCAGUUCAUGGGAGGGCAUGUGUUCUUUCUAGGAACCUUUUCUCUAGGAAUAUAUGGAAGUGCUGCAGAUCACUGUUUUCUCUUGGACCUUUAGAGAGAAGAGAUGCCUAUCGUGCACUUUCUCUAUGCUUGUCCUUUUCCUCUUGUAUGGAAGGAUUUGAAAAGUCUGAUGCAAGCGUUCAAGCAGAAGAAUUUGACGUGAAAGCUGAAACAGAGUUUUGGGAUGAAAUAAAAAGAGGCCUGGUUGAUGAGGAAAGCUUAGUGAGGAAGCAAUCGUUACAUAUAUUGAAAAGCAUAAUGCAAACGAGUGGAGAAAGCCAGAGCGACUCUUCUGUUUCAGAUAAGAAGUCAGGAAAGAAACAUUCAGUUCCUCCUGGUAUGACAAAGAGGGCAAUGUGGGCUGACAAGGAAGCUAAAUCACUGGGUGUAGGGCAACUUUAUAAUUUGGUUGAUUCUCCUUUAGACAGCCAGCAACAGUGGGAGGCAUUUAUACUCCUAUAUGAAAUGCUUGGAGAGUAUGGUACUCAUCUGGUAGAAGCCGCUUGGGAUCAUCAGAUAAACUUGCUGCUUCAAUUUUCUGUUUCAUAUGAUAAUUUUGCUAGCUCUAUUUGUCGAGUAGUCUGUCAAAAUCAGAUUGAAACUUCAAGCGAAUUGUUCAGUUGGUUAACAAUUUUAUGGCGACUGGGUUUUGGCCAUGAUAAUCCCCAAGUUAGGUGCUUGAUCAUGCAGUCAUUUUUGGGCAUCGAGUGGAUGAAGUACGGAAACAUUGCAAAAUCAGUUCCAAAAAGUUUUAUUCUUGGUCCAUUACUUGAAGGAUUAAAUGACCCUGUGCACCACAAAGAUUUUGGUGUAAAGGGAGUUUACACUUCAAGGACUAUUGGAGGUGCAGCCACAUUUUUGUUUCAGUAUACUAGACACCUAAACUUGAGGAAAGGAAUCAUCUUUUUGCAUAGUUUAGCAUCCAUUGCUAAACAUAAGUCUUUUGGGAGAGCUGGAUUAAUGGCCCUUGCUGAAUGUAUUGCUUCAGCUGCUUGUGGAGUAGGAAUACAGGAUGACAAGAAAGCUGAAUGGAGCGAAGAUGCUUUUCCUCAUGAGGCUCAGCUGGAAUCUUCUUCAAAAAUUUUCAAUGACAUUGAUGAAGCGGACUUACUAGAUGUUUUGAGAUUUGUCAUUGAGAGCAGCAAACAGCAUUUCAACCCUAAUUAUCGUCUUCGAGGUCUCUGGAUAGAUUGUGAUAUAUCAUAUAUGUAUUAUUUUAAGAUUUACACUGCAACAUCAAAGGCUAUGGCAAUUAUUUUGGUAAACUUUUUGGCAUUUGCAGUUUGCGAGAAAGUCCUGGAGGCUGCUGCUUCAGUUGUCAAUACAUUUGAUAUGCCUCUUGAGAUUCUCUUGCACUUUGUUUCAACAGUGCCACGGGAAUUUACCGAUUAUGGGGGUUCCUUAAGGGUAAAAAUGCAAGAAUGGCUUUUGGGGGCUGAUAAGGAACACCACAGUUCGCAUAACUGCAGUGCUAAGCUUCAGCUUCUGAAAAGCCUUCAGGAAUUCCCAGAAAAGUUUUCAAGUUCUCAAUUCUCGGAUGAUGCUUUCUUUAGUUUUGAUGAUGAAGACUUAGAUGUAUGGGAAUCUGAAGUGAAAAGAUGGGCAAGAGUGCUUUUUCUUGUAAUGCUGGGGGAAGAUCAUUUAGUUCCUAUAUUCACGUUUGUUCACAGUUGUGGAAUUAGCAUCUGCAAACACUACAAUCGUGUUGGUUGGACACCUGUGAAGUUUCUUGUCCUUACCAUUAACCUGGUUGUAGAGAUUCAAACUAUGCAAGAGAUAGCACUUGAACGUCGUAGCAGAAUUAGAUCUCAGUCAGAAAUUAGCUCGGUUGAGACAGUAGAUCAGUUGGAAUAUGCAGAAGCUUCUGUAGUUUGCAGAAAAUUUUCUGAUCUCUUUCUGUCAAUACUAGAGGAGCUGAUCUCUUUUGCUAGCAUGUCUUGUUCCAUUUUCUGGACGAGUGUUGUGAAGGACACAACUUUACCAAGUUCUUUGAGAGGAAAACUUGGAGGCCCUAGUCAACGUCGAUUGUCAUCUUCUACCACCACUGCUGUGCUGGAAGCUAUAACAUCAACUCGAGCAGUUGCAUCUAUCACAUCAUGGUGUGCACAGUUUAAAAGUGAUGUUCAGCUCAAGUUUGCCAGGACGUUUAUGUGGAAAUUCUUUUGGAAGACUGUUUCAUCUUCAUUCUCUGAUUCUGAGAGUGGAGCAGAAGUUUUUGUAGCAGCAUAUGAAGCAUUAGCUCCCAUUCUGAGAGCACUAGUAUCCACAUUCUCUCCUCUAGAUUUGGAUCCUAUUAGAGAAAAUGACAAAUCAUCAUCUUCUGCAGAAGGCAAGGCUUGGUUAGAUCCUUUGCUUCUCUCUUUCCUUCAAAAUAUCAACAAUCUUCUUGCAGUUGGAGUACUGGUGCGGACAAGAAGGGCAGUUCUGCUGAAUUGGAAGUGGCGUUGCCUGGAAUCUCUGCUGUCUAUCCCUUGCUAUGCUCUUGAGAAUGGGAUUCUUUUAGAGAAUAAUAGAUCAUUGUUCUCAGAUGCAGCAGUCAGAUGCGUUUUUAGUGAUCUUGUUGAGAGCCUCGAGAAUGCUGGGGAAGGUUCUGUUUUGCCAAUGUUGAGAUCCAUAAGAUUGACCUUGAGCCUUUUGGCCGCUGGAAAGUCAGGUUCACUUGUUUCCUCAUGCAAUGGUGUGGAUGCCCAGAUGAUGUGGCGUUUGGUUCGUUCCUCUUGGAUAUUGCAUGUCAACAACAGCAAGCGGAGGGUUGUGUCUAUUGCUGCACUUUUAUCGUCUGUCUUGCACACUUGUGUGUUUGCUGAUGAGGGGAUGCAUUUAAUUGACGAUGAACCUGGACCUCUUAAGUGGUUUGUUGAAAACAUUCUCGAGGAAGGUACAAAAAGUCCUCGUACAAUUCGUCUUACGGCAUUGCAUUUAACAGGGCUGUGUCUUUCACAUCCAAGGAUAAUUAAAUAUUACAUAAAAGGACUAAAGCUGCUUACACUUUAUGGUUCCGUUGCAUUUGAUGAGGAUUUUGAAGCUGAAUUGGCUGAAAAUCGUGAUGCAAGGACCGAAGUUUCAUUAUUGGCUAAAAGCCCUGAUCCUGAACUGACUGAAGCAUUUAUUAAUACAGAAUUGUAUGCACGUGUCUCUGUUGCUGUUCUAUUCUACAAGCUGUCUGAUUUGGUGGGGUCACGAAAUGAAAAUGGAGAUUGCUGUGCUGCUCUUGAAUCCGGCAAACUGUUUCUGCUAGAGCUUCUUGAAUCAGUGGUAAAUGACAAGGAUCUUGCAAAGGAGUUAUACAAAAAGUACAGUGGGAUCCAUAGGCGAAAAGUACGUGCUUGGCAAAUGAUAUGUGUUUUGUCUAGAUUUGUUGAUGAUGAUAUAGUUGGGAGAGUGACAAGCAGCUUGCACAUAGCCCUUUAUAGAAACAACUUGCCUGCUGUUCGGCAAUACUUGGAGACUUUUGCAAUUAAUAUUUACUUGAAGUUUCCUUCAUUGGUUGGGGUACAAUUGGUUCCUAUAUUAAGAGAUUAUGACAUGAGGCCACAGGCUCUUUCUUCCUAUGUGUUUAUAGCAGCUAAUAUUAUCCUUCAUGCAUCUGAAGAAUUUCAAGCCAGGCAUUUGGAUGAAUUACUUCCUCCUGUAGUUCCAUUGUUAACCUCACAUCACCACAGCUUACGGGGUUUUACUCAGUUGCUUGUUUACCAAGUUUUUUUAAGAUAUUUUUCUCAAUUGAACUUUCAAGCCUCUGAAGCCAUGUCUUUGGAGAAAAGGUGCUUUGAAGAUCUGAAAUCGUACCUGGAAAAGAACCCUGAUUGUAGUCGAUUACGAGCAUCAAUGAAAGGGUAUCUUGAUGCUUAUAAUCCUGCUAUCUCCAGUACUCCUGCCGGAAUUUUUGUCAACCGCGUUGAGGAAAUUGAGUUUGAAUGCGUUCCAACGUCCCUCUUGGAAGAAGUUCUAAACUUUCUAAAUGAUGUCAGGGAGGACCUUAGAUGUUCAAUGGCAAAAGAUGUUGUAACUAUCAAGAAUGAGAGCUUAAACAUCAGUAAAGAUCCCGACUGCAGGAGUAUAUUACCUAGUGCAGCACCAAGUAAAGAAACAUCGCUUGAUUUUCAGAAGAAAAUAGUUCCUGCUAAACAUGAGAAAGAACAGGCUGAUUCAAGUUCCAUUUUGGCGCACACUGAAGAACAUAAACUGUUUAUAGAAAUGGAAAAGGAGGAUGAACUUCUCGAUCAGUCAUUUCAAUAUAGAAUUUUGACCAUGAAAAGAAUAAGAGAAAGCCGACAACAUCUUAUCCUUGUAGCUUCUUUCCUUGAUCGAAUACCUAACCUAGCUGGUUUGGCACGAACAUGUGAGGUAUUUAGGGCAUCGGGAUUAGCCAUUGCAGAUGCAAGCAUAUUACAAGACAAACAAUUCCAACUCAUCAGUGUGACAGCAGAGAAGUGGGUGCCCAUCAUUGAAGUCCCUGUAAAUAGCGUGAAGCAUUUUCUAGAAAAAAAGAAGCAAGAAGGCUUCUCUAUCUUGGGAUUGGAGCAAACAGCAAAUAGUGUGCCCCUUGAUCAGUAUGUCUUUCCUAGAAAGACGGUCCUGGUUCUUGGGCGUGAAAAGGAGGGCAUACCGGUUGAUGUAAUCCAUAUGCUGGAUGCUUGCGUUGAGAUUCCACAACUGGGAGUUAUUAGAUCGCUCAAUGUUCAUGUCAGUGGAGCCAUUGGGCUUUGGGAGUAUACUCGACAGCAAAGAUUUCAAUAGUUACUCAAUUUUGACAGUAUUUUAUCUCAAAUGUAUGUCUUAAAGCACAUUUACAUGAUACCUUCAGUGCUUACGAGCUGGAGGCUGAAUUUGUUGCUUCUGUAAUUCAUUUGUUUAACAUGUCCAGUUGCAAUGUUGUAGAAUCAGAUCAGGCUGUCUCCUCUUUGUUGCCCUUCUUGUUUAAGUGUAUGAAAUGGGGCUAAAGAAAAAUUGUAUUAUAUUCUAAUAACAGAGUUUCAUUUUUGGUUC